AUGCAGGAACCUAACGAAGCCCGAGUGGGCAACAUGCUAGCAUCUUCUGCCACGGGCACAACAUUCCUGAUUCUCAUUCAAGUGGUUUCUAGGAUGUUCACGUUUAUUUCCAACCAGCUCAUUCUGCGCAGUCUGUCGCCGAUGAUACUCGGAAUCGCUGCUCAGCUGGAACUUUUUCAGGCCUCAAUUUUAUACUUUUCUCGAGAAAGCAUCCGUAUGGCCAUUCAGAGACAACCACUCAUCACUGAUGUAACAAAAUUGAAGAAUGAACUUCGUCGACAUGGGCAGUCUGUUGCAUCUCAGUCGGUCGUCAAUUUCUCUUAUUUGAGUGUUUUGCUGGGCAUACUUUCGACAAUCAUUUUCACAGUGGUUUAUCAGCAUUAUGCACCCGAAAAGGCAAUACAAACACCCUUUUUUAAGCUCGGCAUAGUCCUAACAGGAGUAUCUGCGAUUCUUGAAUUGAGCGUCGAACCGUUUUUUGCAAUCGUGCAACAACGAAUGUGGUACCAGAAACGAGCCGCUGCUGAGAUGCCUGCAGUGUUGAUCAAAAGCUUUGUGACAUGCUCACUGUUUCUCUAUGCGGCCCAUAGUAGCCAAAAUAUGGGAAUUCUCCCUUUUGCUCUCGGACAUCUGAGCUAUUCAAUGGCCUUAAUCGUCGGCUACUGUUUAUCAUUGCUUCCGCGAGCGAGCGAGCGACAGUUCUCGUUCCUCCCCACAGUUAUUAAAGCCAUGGAUACGACCGAAUAUCUUCUUGGUCGGUUUUCUCGAAAGCUGACAUCGCUCGCCGCAAGUGUUCUUUUCCAAUCCCUCGUAAAGCACCUCCUCACCCAAGGAGAUUCUAUGAUGCUCGCCGCUUUGUCUAGCUUAGAGGAUCAAGGAAUUUAUUCGCUAGCGUCAAAUUAUGGCGGUCUGAUUGCACGAGUCGUAUUCCAGCCCCUGGAAGAGAGUAGCCGAAACUUAUUUUCGACACUUUUAAGCCCAGACGAGAAUGGGGGGAAAAACGCAGGUCAAGUGCGCAUUGCAAAAAAUCAUCUGAUCGAUCUCCUUCGGGCUUACCAAUUGCUUUCGGUACUUGCAAUCCCACUGGGUCCCAUUAUGGUGCCUCAAGGACUUCGAAUUCUGGGAGGCCGCCAGUGGGCAUCGCCCCAAGUCGGGGAACUUCUGUCACUCUAUUGUUAUUAUGUUCCAUUCUUAGCCUUCAAUGGUAUCACUGAGGCUUUUGUGGCGUCUGCUGCAAAUUCAAAAGAAAUCCAAAGGCAAACCGCCUGGAUGGGUGCUUUUUCUGUGUGCUACGCCGUAGCUUCCUAUCUAUUUUUGGAAGUCUGGUCGAUGGGUGCUUAUGGAUUAGUGAUGGCUAAUAUUGUGAACAUGGCGAUCCGCACUUUGUGGAGCUUUAAUUUUAUAAGAUCAUACCUUGGACAACAUGAGAAUGGCCUUGGGAUCACCGAAAUGAGCAUUCAUCCUAUGAGUUACAUUUGGGCGGUCCUAGCCAUGGGGGCUAUUACCACACAGGGACUAUCGGGUGCAGACCAGGACACGAUCCCUGCUCUCGCAUUCAGUUGUGUCUACUCAUUACUUAUGUAA
Molecule: messenger RNA, 1584 nt
Organism: Penicillium angulare
Lineage: Eukaryota; Fungi; Ascomycota; Eurotiomycetes; Eurotiales; Aspergillaceae
Product: oligosaccharide translocation protein RFT1
Exons: 2
Coding region: 1-1584 (527 amino acids)
Biological process (GO): glycolipid translocation; dolichol-linked oligosaccharide biosynthetic process
Cellular component (GO): endoplasmic reticulum membrane
Source: RefSeq, a predicted model, not a curated record